Mastomys coucha (southern multimammate mouse) is the source of this 1388-nucleotide messenger RNA. RefSeq names its product bile acid-CoA:amino acid N-acyltransferase (gene Baat). The transcript has 5 exons. The record is from RefSeq and is a predicted model, not a curated record. Gene Ontology annotation, cellular component: peroxisome. Gene Ontology annotation, molecular function: fatty acyl-CoA hydrolase activity. Gene Ontology annotation, biological process: fatty acid metabolic process; acyl-CoA metabolic process. Lineage: Eukaryota; Metazoa; Chordata; Mammalia; Rodentia; Muridae. The coding region runs from base 165 to 1370 and encodes 401 amino acids.
GGAUUAUAUAGGGAAGAGGCACAGAGGAAGAACAAGCUAGACCUGUGAGAGAUUCCUCCUCCAAGGUUGAUUUUUCCUCUUGUGAUUCAUCACUCCCCUUGCCUGAGCUGCCUGUCUCAGACUUUUCUGUCAAGGGGGAGGAAGUGCCCCUCAACAGCUCGACAAUGUUCCAGUUGAUAGCCACACCUUCAAAUGCUCUUGCAGAUGAGCCUGUAUCCAUCCGAGCAACAGGCCUGCUUCCAUCGCAGAUCGUGACCAUCCAGGCGACAGUGAAAGAUGAGAAGGAGAAUCUGUUCCAAUCCAAAGCCUUCUACAAGGCUAACGAGGCUGGUGAGGUGGACCUGGAGCAGGCAUCGGCUUUAGGGGGUGACUACGUAGGGGUCCACCCAAUGGGCCUCUUUUCGUCUCUGAAACCCAAGAGGGCUUUCCAGAGGCUGAUCAAGAAAGAUGUGAUGAACACCCCCCUUUCCAUCAGUCUGGACCUGUACGACUCUGUUUACUUGCUAGAAACAUUCAGGAUUCCACCCAAGGCCAGCCAGACAGUGCAGCGCUGGUUUGUUGGCCCUGGGGUUAAGCGGGAGCAGAUCCGAGAAGGUCGAGUUCGGGGAGCCCUUUUUCUCCCCGCAGUUGAAUUUCGUGCCAGUCUUUUGGCUUCCCAUGGCUUUGCUGUACUGGCAUUAGCAUAUUUUGGCUAUGAAGACCUGCCCGAGAAACUUCAAGAGAUGGACUUGGACUAUUUUGAAGAAGCUGCCAACUUCCUACUAGCUCACCCCAAGAUCCGAAAGUCAGGAAUUGGUGUGAUCUCCACUAGCAAAGGAGCGGAGAUUGGGCUGGCCAUGGCCUGUUAUCUGAAGCAGGUGGUUGCCACCGUCUGCAUAAAUGGGUCCAGCAGCAUCUUGGACUUUCCACUAAGAUACCGGGAUCUGGUAGUGACACCCAUCAGACAGGAUCUGGAACGGAUUCAAGUCCAUGUUUCAGGGUCUGUACGCUUCCGUCACUGUACAGAACAUCUCCAGAAUAAGCUGAACCCACAGAAUAUACUUCCGGUGGAAAAGAUCCAAGGGAAGAUCCUCUUCAUUGUGGGAGAGAAUGAUGAAUGCUUGGAUAGCAAGUCGCAUGCACAGAGGGCCAUGGACCAGCUCCGGAGUCACGGGAGAAGCAAUGGAAGGAUGCUGGCAUACCAUGGGGCAGGCCACCUCAUAGAGCCACCUUAUUCUCCCUUUUGCUUUGCAUCCUGGCAAUCUGUCAUGGGUAAACCCUUGCUUUGGGGAGGAGAUCCCAUUGCUCACACAGCAGCCCAGGAACACUCCUGGGGAGAGAUCCAAAAGUUCUUCAGGCAACACCUCCUUCAGUCCAGAAGCCAACUCUAAAUUGCGUGAUCAUGGCUA